Molecule: messenger RNA, 3016 nt
Organism: Rattus norvegicus (Norway rat)
Lineage: Eukaryota; Metazoa; Chordata; Mammalia; Rodentia; Muridae
Source: RefSeq, a predicted model, not a curated record
AGACCUCCAGUAGCUCCCCGCGCAGCGCGGCUGUGUUUCCGGCCUAUUCGAGUAGGCGCUUCGGAACCAGUCUCUGAGUCGGGCGGCGCGCAGAAACCUCGAACCGGUGGAGCCUACUCAUAACCUGACGCCCAGAGGCCGCGAAGACAGUACCGUUUUCUUAGCGGCGGGUACUAUACCAACUGCCUUCCUAAGAAAGUGCUGAGAUAGAAUAUUAUUAUAAUACAAGAGCUUCUACUGGUGCAGUCAGAAUGUCUUUUCCCCCUCAUUUGAAUCGCCCUCCCAUGGGAAUCCCAGCUCUCCCUCCGGGGAUCCCACCCCCACAGUUUCCUGGCUUUCCUCCACCAGUACCUCCAGGGACACCAAUGAUUCCUGUACCAAUGAGUAUUAUGGCUCCUGCUCCAACUGUCCUAGUGCCUACCGUGUCCAUGGUUGGAAAGCAUUUGGGAGCAAGAAAGGAUCAUCCAGGCUUAAAAUUAAAAGAAAAUGAUGAAAAUUGUGGCCCUACUACUACAGUUUUUGUUGGCAACAUUUCUGAGAAGGCCUCAGACAUGCUUAUAAGACAGCUCUUAGCUAAAUGUGGUUUGGUGUUGAGCUGGAAGAGAGUGCAAGGCGCUUCUGGAAAACUUCAAGCGUUUGGAUUUUGUGAGUAUAAAGAGCCUGAAUCUACCCUCCGAGCCCUCAGAUUAUUGCAUGACCUUCAGAUUGGAGAGAAGAAGCUACUUGUUAAAGUUGAUGCAAAGACAAAGGCGCAGUUGGAUGAAUGGAAAGCAAAGAAGAAAGCUAAUGGGAACGCAAGACCAGAAACUGUCACUAAUGAUGAUGAAGAAGCCUUAGAUGAAGAAACAAAGCGAAGAGACCAGAUGAUUAAAGGGGCCAUUGAAGUUUUAAUCCGAGAAUAUUCCAGUGAGCUAAAUGCCCCCUCACAGGAGUCUGACUCUCACCCCAGGAAGAAGAAAAAGGAAAAGAAGGAGGACAUUUUCCGUAGAUUUCCAGUGGCCCCAUUGAUCCCUUACCCACUCAUCACCAAGGAGGAUAUAAAUGCUAUAGAAAUGGAAGAAGACAAAAGAGAUUUGAUAUCCCGAGAGAUCAGCAAGUUCAGAGACACACACAAGAAACUGGAAGAAGAGAAAGGCAAAAAAGAAAAAGAAAGACAGGAAAUUGAGAAAGAACGGAGAGAAAGAGAGAGGGAACGUGAAAGGGAACGAGAAAGGCGAGAACGGGAACGAGAAAGGGAAAGAGAACGUGAACGAGAAAAGGAAAAAGAACGGGAGCGGGAACGAGAACGGGAUAGGGAUCGUGACCGCACAAAAGAGCGAGACCGAGACCGAGAGAGAGAUCGGGACCGGGACCGAGAAAGGAGCUCAGAUCGAAAUAAGGAUCGGAGUCGAUCAAGAGAAAAAAGUAGAGAUCGUGAAAGGGAACGGGAACGGGAGCGUGAAAGAGAGAAAGACAAGAAAAGAGACAGAGAAGAGGAUGAAGAAGAUGCAUAUGAACGAAGAAAACUUGAAAGAAAACUGCGAGAGAAAGAGGCUGCGUAUCAAGAGCGCCUUAAGAAUUGGGAAAUCAGAGAACGAAAGAAAACUAGGGAAUAUGAGAAGGAGGCGGAAAGAGAAGAAGAAAGAAGAAGAGAAAUGGCUAAAGAGGCUAAACGAUUAAAAGAAUUCCUAGAAGAUUAUGACGAUGACAGAGAUGACCCAAAGUACUACAGGGGUAGUGCUCUUCAGAAACGGUUGCGUGAUAGGGAGAAAGAAAUGGAAGCCGAUGAACGAGACAGGAAGAGAGAGAAGGAAGAACUUGAGGAAAUCAGGCAACGUUUACUGGCAGAGGGGCAUCCAGAUCCAGAUGCAGAGCUCCAGAGGAUGGAACAAGAGGCUGAGAGGCGCAGGCAACCUCAAAUAAAGCAAGAGCCAGAGUCAGAGGAAGAAGAAGAAGAAAAGCAAGAAAAAGAAGAAAAACGAGAGGAGCCUGUGGAAGAGGAAGAAGAACCAGAGCAAAAGCCUUGUCUCAAACCCACCUUGAGACCCAUCAGCUCCGCUCCAUCUGUGUCCUCUGCCAGCAGCAAUGCAACACCUAACACUCCCGGGGACGAGUCUCCUUGUGGUAUUAUUAUUCCUCAUGAAAACUCACCAGAUCAACAGCAGCCUGAGGAACAUAGGCCAAAAAUAGGACUAAGUCUUAAAUUGGGUGCUUCCAAUAGUCCUGGCCAACCUAAUUCAGUGAAGAGAAAGAAACUACCUGUAGAUAGUGUCUUUAACAAAUUUGAGGAUGAAGACAGUGAUGAUGUGCCCCGAAAAAGGAAACUGGUUCCCCUGGAUUAUGGCGAAGAUGAUAAAAAUGCCGCCAAAGGCACUGUAAACACUGAAGAAAAGCGCAAACACAUUAAGAGUCUCAUUGAGAAAAUUCCCACAGCCAAGCCUGAGCUCUUUGCUUAUCCUUUGGAUUGGUCUAUUGUGGAUUCUAUACUGAUGGAACGCAGAAUCCGGCCAUGGAUCAAUAAGAAAAUCAUAGAAUACAUAGGUGAAGAAGAAGCUACUUUAGUUGAUUUUGUUUGUUCUAAGGUUAUGGCACAUAGUUCACCACAGAGCAUUUUAGAUGAUGUUGCCAUGGUACUAGAUGAAGAAGCAGAAGUUUUUAUAGUCAAAAUGUGGAGAUUAUUGAUAUAUGAAACAGAAGCCAAGAAAAUUGGUCUUGUGAAGUAAACUUUUUACACUCAGAGUUACAUUUCAGAUUUCUUCUUUCACACCCUUCAAAGGACUUGGAAUUUUCUGUGUCUUCAAAGACAUUUGUGAGAUCUGUAAUUUUUUUAAUGUAGAAAAUGUGAAUUCUUUUGUCCUCUAAUUUGUUGAUGCUGUGUACUCACUUGGUUGUAAAGCCAUCUGUGUCCUUGGUUCUCUUUAUACACCAGGCACAGAUUACUGGUGUGUUUUCUAAGCUGCAGCUACUGUACACAGCCUAUUUGAUAGAAUCUUGUUCUGCUGAUUCGUUCCCUGUAAAUAUUAAAAUGGCUCCCCAA